AGUCAAGGUGCGCUUUGCUUAGAUUGAAAUACAUCUGGCCUUGUCUUUCUUACGACGUGAUAUAUCUCUUCACAUUCUCGUGGGGUACUUGGAAUACAGAUCUUACCAAGAAGACUGCUUUUGCCAUGACAAGCAAACCUAUCUUUGUGGCUACUCAUCCGAGGGCCUGCUCAACGGCUUUUGAGCGGGUCUUCAUGACACGCCAUGACACACUUCAAUGUGUUCAUGAACCGUUCGGCGAUGCCUACUACUUUGGGCCUGAACGUCUCGCUGAGCGCUAUGAGAAUGACCCAAAAGCUAGAAAGGAGUCUGGUUACGAGGACAGCACAUACAGGACCAUUUUUGAUCGCAUCGCGAAAGAGAACUCCGAGGGAAAACGAGCUUUCAUAAAAGACAUGGCUCAAUACUGGAUCCCGCCUUCGGGCAAGCCUGCCACAAUCGCGCCAUCGCUGUCAAACUACCGCCGUGGUGUAGGCACAAACACGACUGAACUUUCACCCGUCACUACGCGGACCGAUCCUUCGCGACCGCCCUACCCCUACGACACCCAGGGCGAGCCGAACAAUCCCACUGUCGUUCCCAAGGAUCUCUUAGCAACCUACCACUUCACCUUCCUAAUUCGUCACCCCAAGUUCAGUAUCCCAAGUUAUUACCGCUGCACCAUUCCUCCCCUCGAUGCCAUGACAGGUUUCUACAAUUUCCGUCCAGAUGAAGCUGGAUACGAAGAGCUUCGCCGACUAUUCGACUUCCUGCGCUCUGAGGGUCAGAUUGGACCCAAGUUCGCGGGCGAAAAGGGUAUCGAUUCCAACGACCAGGCAAAUGGCCACACUGGCGAGGUGGAAAUCUGUGUCAUUGACGCCGAUGACCUACUCGACAACCCAAGUGGUGUUGUAGAAGCGUUCUGCAAGACUACGGGGAUCAAGUGGGACCCAGGAAUGCUGAUAUGGGAUACGGAAAAGGAUCAGGGUAUUGCGAAAGAGGCGUUUGAGAAGUGGAAGGGCUUCCAUGAGGAUGCGCUGGAUAGUGAUCGCUUGAGGGCAAGGGCACACAAGAAAGAGCCCAAAACCGAUGAUCAGUUGUUUGCGGAGUGGAAGGAGAAGUACGGCGAAGAGGGCGCAAAGGUUAUCCGUGAUACCGUUGCCGCUAACGUAGAGCAUUACGAGUAUCUCAAGCAAUUCGCUAUCAAGGUAUAGAUAGUGGAAUAGCGGCGCUAGAGCUGUGUUUGGCAGUUCAGAUCACGUACAAACUUUGCUUCAGCAUGAACAUACAAAUCCCAGAGGACUGAUCAUUACCG
Molecule: messenger RNA, 1294 nt
Organism: Pyrenophora tritici-repentis Pt-1C-BFP
Lineage: Eukaryota; Fungi; Ascomycota; Dothideomycetes; Pleosporales; Pleosporaceae
Source: RefSeq, a predicted model, not a curated record